Messenger RNA from Sitophilus oryzae (rice weevil), 1793 nucleotides. RefSeq names its product doublesex- and mab-3-related transcription factor A2-like. The record is from RefSeq and is a predicted model, not a curated record. Bases 561 to 1346 code for a protein of 261 amino acids. Gene Ontology annotation, biological process: regulation of transcription by RNA polymerase II; sex differentiation. The transcript has 3 exons. Gene Ontology annotation, cellular component: nucleus. Gene Ontology annotation, molecular function: DNA-binding transcription factor activity, RNA polymerase II-specific; RNA polymerase II cis-regulatory region sequence-specific DNA binding. Lineage: Eukaryota; Metazoa; Arthropoda; Insecta; Coleoptera; Curculionidae.
GGCACUAAGUCAGGCGGCUUCGACGGCCAACGGCUGGAAUCUUGGUUAGCUAUUCAAUUAUUAUUGAAAUUGGAUGCAUAGUUCAAGAAAUGUCGUUGAGCAAAUUUUGGUUAGUUAUACAUCUGUGGUUAUACCAAUUCCGGGUAAAAUGAUUUGUGCAAUCUGACUAGCCUUCAUUAGGCAUUUUGCAAAGUGAUUGAAAACAGAUAGGCUCUUUGUAAACUAUCCUUUUUUUGUAAUCGCUUCAUAGGAGUCUGGUAGACAUCUCUCUAAUUUCUAUAUUAAUUAAUUCAGCACUCCUUACACUAAUGAGUGUAUCGCUUUAUUUACUUAUCGAACGCCUAUUGACCUGAAGGUAUAUGUAUCUUCAUUCUUCGUUUCUACAAUUGCAGGCGUUUACGAAAUAUAGAGGAAUGUUUAGCUCCAGGCUCCAGGUAUCUGACAGACCAUGAAAAGAAUGCAAAAUAAAAUAAUUAAGAAAUGAGUCUAUUUAAAAAGCCACCACCCUCUACCACCAUUUUGUAUAUCUACAAUAUAUUUUUUUACAUAUUUUCAUAGAUAUGUUAACAACAAGCAGAGCUGCAAGGGUGCCAAAAUGUGCAAGAUGUCGGAACCAUGGCAUGAUUUCUACGUUGAGAGGUCACAAGAAACAGUGCAUUUACAAGAAUUGCAACUGUGCAAAAUGUGGAUUAAUCAAAGAACGACAACGCAUCAUGGCAGCCCAGGUAGCUCUAAAACGCCAGCAAGCAGCUGAAGAUGCCAUAGCGCUUCAUCUAGCUUCGGCAGAGAGUGGAACUACCUACGAGUACCUUCCUCCAGGACGAAUCUACGGUAUGCAAGUAACUUCUCCCGAAACAGAGACUGAAGACAGUCCCCCAGCAGUGGAGAAAUCUUCGCCGGAUCCUGCAAAAGAUGACGUAGCAAUAAGCCCGGGUUCCAUAGAGAUGCUGGGCAAGUUGUUUCCAAACAAGAAGAGAACCGUUUUGGAGUUGGUACUCAAAAGAUGUAACCACGACUUGCUCAAAGCAAUCGAACACUUCAACUUGAACAACGGCAAGACUUCGUGCGGAAAUGAUUCCGAUUCAGGAAGUACCAAGGAGGAAACGUCUUCUUCAGCCUUUAAGCCAGUGUCAAGCUCGGCAAAAACAUCUUCCAAACCACCACUGUACCCUGGAUUACACGCCACUACUGUACCGAUGAUAUCCAGUGAGGUUUUUAGUUUUUAUCCAUUUUUUCCAAUUUUUCCGAAGCCCAUUGUGAGGAAUCCCGUGUACGUCCCUGGAUUUUGUGAUUGCGAGCAGUGCAAGCACGGUUCUGCUUAUAGUUCGGUAGAUAAUAGAUCAUAAAAAAUGUACAGAGACUUCAUUAUGAAUAGAGUAGUAAAAAAUAUUUUAUUUACUGCCUGUUCAGAGGGUUAAAGUGAGGUAGUGAAUAAAAUAGUAUACAAGUAUACAGGGUGUCCCAGGCUGAGCGUGCAUUAGAAAACUUCAAUAUAAGGAUCGGUGAUUUUUUGCACAUCGCUGUUUCACAACGAGAUCUAUCAAUUAAAAAUAUUUUCAAUAUGGCGGCGCUUCCGGGAAUACCGGAAGUUAACAACAACUUUCCAAUUUUGAAUGGGUACCCCCAUUUUUUAUUACUUACUACUUAAAUUCUCUGUAAUAUUUUUAAUCAAAUAUAGGAACAUGUAUAAUCAAAAAACAAUGAAUUAAAAAAGCUUUUCAUCGGUGAAAUAUAAAAGUGGAUUUCCAUUUGAAAAAAAUGAUUUAUAAUAAUUUUUUAAUCGCUCAAUCCCA